AUGGAGCCCCUCUCCUUCCAGGAAUACAUCUGCUCCCUGGACCCCACCACCCUGCCCCGCAUCCUCAGGAUUUGCUCCGGUGUCUACUUCCAAGGGUCCGUGUAUGAGAUCGCAGGCAACGAGUGCUGCUUGGCCACAGGAGACCUGCUGCAAGUCACUGCCACAGAACUGCAGAAGGUCAUCUGUGAGGACAUGGAGACAGGGCAGACAACGGAGCUGCUACCGACAUUUCAGGGGAGACCUUUGCAGCCCCCCUGGGCUCAGCCUCGUGGGCCACAGCCCCUGCUGUGCCCCGACAUCGGCCCCCACGUCCUGCUCCUGCACCCCGUCUACGAGGUGCAGGCCACCAUGCACCGCACAGAGAGCGACGGCACCGAACACGAUUACGAGACCGUCGAUGGCAACAUGCAAAAGAUAAUUCACAAACUGCAGACGCUUUUUCCUUUCUAA
This is a messenger RNA of Chaetura pelagica (chimney swift), 450 nucleotides long. RefSeq names its product thymocyte selection associated family member 2 (gene THEMIS2). Lineage: Eukaryota; Metazoa; Chordata; Aves; Apodiformes; Apodidae. The record is from RefSeq and is a predicted model, not a curated record. Bases 1 to 450 code for a protein of 149 amino acids. Gene Ontology annotation, biological process: T cell receptor signaling pathway. The transcript is spliced from 4 exons.